Messenger RNA from Hirundo rustica (Barn swallow), 2689 nucleotides. Its product is annotated as MLV-related proviral Env polyprotein-like. The coding region runs from base 1 to 2217 and encodes 738 amino acids. The transcript has a single exon. The record is from RefSeq and is a predicted model, not a curated record. NCBI's taxonomy places the organism in Eukaryota, Metazoa, Chordata, Aves, Passeriformes, Hirundinidae.
AUGCCCAGUCCAUUCAUGGCAGAAAUAGCUGAAGGGCGUUGCCAAAAGGAGCUACAGGAGCUCAGGUGCAACUCUCCACAAGUUAAAAAAGCGAACUGGUAUUCUCAUGUUGUCCAAAGUCGUAAAGCAGGGCAAUCCCUCCUGAAGAAUUCCCCUGCUGCCGAGAAGAUGAUACCCCUCGUGGCUCGAUGCACCCGAGUCGACGAGCGAGGCAGAGGGAGAAAAACUGGUGGAGGAAAGAGCCUCGCUUAUGGGACAACAAGGCAAUGUUCGCUGAACUGCCAAAAGAAUGGGACUGAUAGUAUUACUGAGUUUUGGCAUUGUUACCACCAGAGAGAGCUUUCAGAAAAGAAAGAAUACAAAAUAGCCAGUGAGACCAAGCACCCGAAUCUGCACACCAUAAUAUGGAUGCUAUCAUUAUUAGUAUGUUGUACUACCGCAGAGCACGAUAACCCCCAUCAACCCUUUAAGUGGUCCUUGAUCCGAUGGGAAGACCAUAAAGUAUUGUCCUCCAUGAUUACCCCAGGGAAUCCCUCUUUUCAGUGUGAAUUGAAAGAUCUUUUUCCAGUUUGGCCACCUGUAUUCCUUGGGGCCUUUUAUUUUUGUCCUGCCUCAAAUCCGGGAAAACCAUAUUGUAACUAUCCUGGGCAUUAUUAUUGUGCAUACUGGGGAUGCGAAACAGUAUCCUAUGGAUUCCCCCCCGGAGGAGGAAAAGAUCAAUUCAUAUCCGUAAAAUGGUAUCCCUAUGGAUGUAAAGAACCCCAAAUAUGGCGAGAUGGAGGGCUAGGACGGCGGGGGAAUUGUAAAGGAAUUUGGAUAAAUGUUACUAAAGGUGAAGAUCAAGCUUGGGUAACAGGAAAACUGUGGGGAGCACGAUUAUGGGAACCUGGUACAGACAGAGGGGGACACUUCUUUAUCAAAAAGGAACCAGCACCACAAGACUCAGAACUUAUUGGGCCAAAUUCUGUGCUGCAGAAAGAACCGGAAUUAGAACAACAAUAUAAGGACCAAAGAGACGAGAUAAAGAAUAGUAACGUAGCCCCGACUGUUAAAGGAGUUGUAAAAACAGGACUAGAGUAUAGUGCAUUGUGGAAAAUAAUGCAAGCUAGUUACCAAUUAUUAAAUAUAACACAUCCGAAUUUGACCCAAGAAUGCUGGCUGUGUUAUAGCAUUAGGCCUCCCUUUUAUGAAGGUAUAGGUAGUACACAAAAAGUACGACGUAUCAAUGGAACCAAUCCAGCGCAAUGCCUUUGGAAACAGAAUAAAACCGAAACACAAGGGGUAACCUUAUCCCAAGUAACGGGUAAAGGGAGGUGUAUAGGAAAAAUACCACCAGAAAAGGAAUACUUAUGUGGAGUAAUUAUGACACAAAGAGAAGAGGAUAAACCUGCAGGAUGGCUCCUCCCUGCAGCGAAUACAAAGUGGGUAUGCAACAAUAUAGGCGUUACCCCCUGUUUAUCAUUAAAAGUUUUUAAUUAUGCUCGAGAUUACUGUAUCCAAGUAACCAUUGUCCCCAGAAUAAUUUACCACUCAACUGAUUAUAUUUACCAGCAACAUACUACUGCAGAGCAUCAUCUAGUAAAAAGGGAACCCUUUACGGCCCUGACCAUUGCAACCCUGCUGACUAUAGGAGGAAUAGGAGCAGGGACAGGAGUAGCCUCCUUGAUAAAUCAGCAGAAAGAAAUGAAGACAUUGCGAAUGUCAGUAGAUGAGGAUUUAGGAAGAAUUGAGCAAGCCAUCGAUGGGUUAGUAAAGUCAGUAAGAUCUUUAUCUGAAGUAGUGUUACAAAAUCGCAGGGGUCUAGAUCUUUUGUUCUUGCAACAAGGUGGCCUGUGUGUAGCCCUAAAAGAAGAAUGUUGCGCAUAUGCUGACCACACGGGAGUAGUAAUAGAUACCAUGACAGAAUUAAGAAACCGACUAGAGCAAAGGAAGCGAGAAAGAGAGGCAAACCAAAACUGGUAUGAAUCUUGGUUUGAUUAUUCCCCUUGGCUGACUACCCUGCUAUCCACGAUUGCGGGACCACUGAUUUUAUUGAUACUUGGAUUAACCUUUGGACCAUGUAUUUUUAAUAAAUUGAUAACAAUUGUGAAGGGACGCUUAGAAGCAGCACAUUUAAUGCUUAUUAGAGCAAAAUAUGAAUCGCUACCUAAAGACUCAGAAGAUGAGAAAUUAGAAUGGGCCCGACAGGAAUUAGAAAGAUUCAAUGAACAAAUUUAGGCUGAAAAGAAAAAGGGGGGAUUGUAACGAGUUAAUGCUUUGUUCAUUGAACUUGCAAACACAGGAUGACUCAUGAUUUUUAAGAGAGCCUUUAAACUUGCAAACACAGGAUGACUCGUCAUUUUAAGAGAGCCUUUAAACUUGCAAACACAGGAUGACUCGUCAUUUUGAGAGAACCUUUAAACUUGCAAACACAGCAUGACUCAUGAUUUUUUAGACACAUAUGCUAUUGCUUAGCAAGGCUUUUUGAGCUCCAGGAAGGAGAACUGUGGCUGUUUUCGGAAGAUAAAAGACGGUCUCCUAGCAACAAGAUAACAUCGAUAUGAUAACAGAAGAAAAGAAAUGCAUAAAACGGAACUGGAAGACCGUAACGGCGCGGCAGUCGGCGGAGUGCAGACUCUCCCUGUCGCCCAGCGCUGCAUUUGCUUAUGCCCCGCUUGCUGUAAUUAAUAAAAUUUUAAUUGGGACUAAA